Messenger RNA from Amphiprion ocellaris (clown anemonefish), 6476 nucleotides. Its product is annotated as ras-related protein Rab-27B-like. The transcript is spliced from 6 exons. Gene Ontology annotation, cellular component: melanosome; secretory granule. Bases 197 to 853 code for a protein of 218 amino acids. The record is from RefSeq and is a predicted model, not a curated record. Gene Ontology annotation, molecular function: GTP binding; GTPase activity. Gene Ontology annotation, biological process: melanosome transport; positive regulation of exocytosis. NCBI's taxonomy places the organism in Eukaryota, Metazoa, Chordata, Actinopteri, Pomacentridae.
UGUUAGUCUCUCAGCCGGUCGUCCAGCGAUCAUCCAGCCUCCCACCACUCAGUCAGUCAGUCAGUCCGUUGGUCGGUUGGUGGGUGUAAAUGCAGGGCUGCUGGUCAGCUGCUCCGGACGCCUCCUCGUAUCUCCCUCAGGAUCUCCCACCUUUAAACCAGCCCAGGAGCCGCUGAGGUUUAUUGUGGUCAUCACUAUGACUGAAGGGGAUUAUGACUACCUGAUAAAGCUCCUGGCCCUGGGGGACUCCGGCGUGGGGAAGACCACGUUCCUGUACCGGUACACAGACAACAAGUUCAACCCCAAGUUCAUCACCACAGUCGGCAUCGACUUCAGGGAAAAGAGAGUGGUCUACACAGCGACUAACCCCAAUGGGACGGCCACAGGGAAAACCUUCAAGGUCCACCUUCAGCUCUGGGACACAGCUGGACAGGAGAGGUUCCGCAGCCUGACGACGGCGUUCUUCAGGGACGCCAUGGGCUUCCUCCUGAUGUUCGAUCUCACCAGCCAGCAGAGCUUUCUCAACGUCAGAAACUGGAUGAGCCAGCUACAGGCCAAUGCCUACUGUGAGAACCCAGACAUCGUCCUGGUCGGGAACAAGGCGGAUCUGGCCGACCAGCGGGAGGUUCAGGAGAAACAGGCCAAGGAGCUGGCCGACAAAUACGGGAUCCCGUACUUUGAGACCAGUGCGGCGACGGGGGCCGAGGUGGACAAGGCGGUGAUCACGCUGCUGGACCUGGUCAUGAAGAGGAUGGAGCAGUGCGUCGACAAACCUCCGGCCGAUCCAGCCAACGGGAACGGAGCCACGAAGCUCGGAGAUGCACAACCCAACGAGAAGAAAUGUGCAUGUUAGACGAAGACGGCGAAUCAGGACAACCACCAGUCAGCGCUCCUCCUCUGUCUUCUGUCACACUCCCUCCUUCUUUUUACUUUUUUGAUAGCAUGUUUCUUCACCUUCACUUUCUUCUCUUUGAAACUAACUUCAAGCCACCUUCUCCUCCCUCUUUUGGCUCUUUUUGCUUCCCUUUAUUCUACUUUGUCCUUGCCAAAACUGUCACUGAAACAACUUUACCGCCCUCUAAUGGACAUUCGAGGUGAUGCAGCCUCAGCUCUGUCUGCCUUUAGGAGGAAAUGAAACCAGGAGGGGACACUUUCAUCACUGUCACACACUUUUAAUGUUGAAAACAUGCAGCCUGGGAAUUAAGCUCCGCAUGCUGCCAGUUUCUCUGCUCGCAAGUGCUUUGAAUGAUUUAAACAGACCUAAACGCUCAAAAAGACAUGUUUAAAAGUUUAAUUAGGAGGUAAAUAUUCAAGUUUGUGUUAAAUCUGGACCAUGAAGUGUUUAAUUUCAGGCUGCGUGUCUUUAAAUUCAGUCACGGUCCUCUCCUGAAGCUUUUCCUCCUGGACCAGGUUGAGGAAUUGUGUGACCAAUGUAUUUGUAUUUUUAUUUUUUUCCUCUUUUUCACACUGUGUUCUAUGCUGUACCUGUACUGGCCACAUGUGGCGAUUUUUCGGUGUUUAGCUGUUCUUUGUUUGUUAAAAAUGCACUAAACGGUGUGGGGUUUGGUUCAGAUUGGUUUCUUUUGUCUGCUUGUUAGCUUUUCUUGCUAACUUUAGCAUAUAUGGAUCCACAAUGAGCCAUGCGAAUACAUAUUAAGCCAAUAUUUAACUUUCUGUUAGUGAUAAAUAAGAAUAUACAACACUACCUAAGACACAAUGAACAGGAGGUUUUUAGUUCAUUCUGCUAAGGGCUACUCGCUAGUCACGCAGUUAUCAGAAUAGUUUCCCAUCGCUAACUUCCUGUUUUGAUUGAUUUACAGAGUUUUGACCAGCUAAUGUAGAAGUGUCUGCAGUUAUAUUCAGUGGCUACUAGCGGGAUGCUAAUUUUAAAAAAAGUGGCACAGUAUUUUUGAGUAAACACAGUGUUUUAGCAACUUUCAAAUAGUCACAGUGUGAAGAUAUAUAGAGAAGUUCAACAGAAAACUUUUUAAAAUAGUUUUUCCACAUCAACACAGUAUCUUGCAAUCAACGGCUCUUUCCGUCUGAGAUUAAUGUGGCUAAGUUCUUGCUUUAUGUGGCAAUACUUGAAGAUUUCUGUAACUUUUUGCCAAAAUGUCCAGUUUUUCAGAGCAAAACAACAGAAUGUGACAAGCUAAUGUAACCUACCCUACUAUGCAUUUCUUUGUGGGUAAUAGAGAAUUACCAUGCAAUUAUUUAGAAAAAGUAUUGUUUGGUUACUUUAUGCUCUUAUAUUCCAUCUAAAACACCGGACACUUUUAUUUUAGGUUGACUUUCCAUUGCAAGAGCAAGGUGGAACUAUUCUUGUAAUCAGAUAUUUUGCUUCUUCUGUUAUUUUGACUAUGGCCUUCAAGUCCAAGUACGUCAAAACUACUAAAAAAUAGUAGUUUCUGGGUGCAACUCCAGUUCUAUGGGCACAUAGGAAAGAGAGCAAAGGAGAGUUUGGUUGUGGCUUUAUGUGCCAAGUACUUGAAGUUUUUGCUAAAGUAAAGAUAAUACGUCCAGUUUUUCAUAGCAAAACAACAGGAUGUGAUAAGUUAAGCUAACGUAACCUACUCUAUUAUGGAUUUCUUUGUGCGUAAAUAGAGAAUUGCCAUGUAAUUAAUUAGAAAAAGCAUAAUUUCGUUACUUUAUGCUCUUAUAUUCCAUCUGAAACACCAGACACUUUGUUAUUUAGGUGACUUUCCACUGCAAGAGCGAGGUGAAACUGUUCUAGCAAUUGAGCUUUUUGGUUCUUCUGGGGUUUUUUCUAUGGCAUCAAGUCCAAAUGCGCCAAAACUAAAAAAAAAGUAGUUUCUGGGUGUAACUCCAGUUCUGUGGGCACGUAGGAAAUAGAACAAAGGAGAGUUUGGUAUUUUACCCUAUAUGGUGAAUUUUAUGUACAUCAAGAAGGAAGAAAAAUGGCGCUUGUUGUCAUCUGUUAGUUUAGCCUUUCCUCCAAGUUUAACCAAUCACCAUCAAGAACCUCUUACUCUCCUGCAAAAGCAACCCCUAAAGAGGUUCUACAGGAGUGGUUCCUGAGGUGAGAACAUGCAAAUAGGUUUAAAACUACUUCACUUAGCUUUAGUUAGCAAUCUGAGUAUACUUUGCUGUAUAUACGUUGCACCUUCACGAUGAAGACAGACUUGUUUGAUUGCAACUUUGGAGAUAAAAUCCUUAUUGUAGGACCAGUAUGGGUACAGCGGGACACGUGCACUAGAGAAAAAAAAGCCAACACUGUAUAUCAUUAAUGGUGUGUUUACCAGGAUAGACGUAUUGUUUCCAAACUGAUCUACUGCCUUGGCUUUUAAAGUGUUAUUCCACUUUGGUGGGACUAAUUUCAACGUUUGUUGGAAUUUGAGACGUCAACUAAAAAUGUUAGAUGUUCUGUAGACGGAUUGUCGCCAUUUACCUGGAAAACAAAUGGUAAUUCACAGCUUAAAAGAUAAUGCCUAUUUUACAGAAAAAUAUCCUUUAUACCAUGAAAAUAAUAAAAAAUAUUAGAUGUAAAGUCCGUCAGGUGACAUUUGAUCUUCGGUUCAGCUGAUUUUUAGAUUCUGACUUCUCUCCUUUCAACAGAUAAUCUCACAAAGUGGAAUAUGGCUUUAAGGCCCCAUAAUGUACAUGACCAAUGUUGUUAGAAUAUACAGUGACCAAUUAUUUAUAUUAAAGAAAUGUAAAACAUAUUGUCAUUUUUGUUGUCAUGCUUUCAUUCUGGUCUUUAAAUCCUACAGUCCCAUUUCAUUUUAUUUUAAUGUUAAUGUCCGUCGAGAAACUGCAUUUACAUUUGUCAUUUACGUUUCUUUGCUUUACUUUUUUUAAGCUCAGCUAUUUUAAUUUACCCAAAAUUGACAAUUUUAUUUGACAAAUGUCUCUAAUGUAGUAUUAUAAUUCUUCUAAAAAGUACAGUAGAAGACCUUUUUAUUAAGUUACUACAUGGACGAACUUAUUGUUAUGAUUUGAGGCUUAACACCAUUAACGAUGACUUAAAACUUGCAUUUUUUUCCCCCAUCAAUGUACACUCCGUAACCCAAAACACUGAAAUUGUGUUUUUUUGGGAUUUUAUUUACAGUCUACCACUUCCUAGACAUCCCAUUGGCAGCAUGUUUUUCUGGACAAGUCUUUAGAGUAUUUGCACACCAGGAUUUGGGAAGUUUGUCCCAUUUUUCCUCAAAGAUCCUCCAAAGAUGCAUCAACUCGGACUGGAUCUUUAGGUGUCUCUACAGAUGUUCUCUAGGGUUUAAGUCUGGGCUUUGAUUGGGCCACUCAAGGACAGUCACAGCUAUUUUCAUCCGCCUCUCAGUAACCCUGCCCUUGUGGCUGAGAAUCACCUCUAUGACAUGAUGCUGCACCACCAUGCUUCACUGUACAGAUGGCAUUAUCCACCCAUACCCCUCUUUGGCUCACUUAGUGACCAGUAUCUCUGCUCUUGCUGCUGAGAAGCAUCGCCUAGGCAUGAUGCUGCCGCCACCGUGCUUCACUGUAUGAAUGGUGUUACCACCCUUACACCGACAAGAUGCUCCUGAUACAUGCCUUACCACAAGAUUUGGAUUGAAAGGUUGCUUUUUUGUCCUGCAGUAUUAAUUCCGGUACCUUUACAUAUACUAUAUAUGUCCAAUCUGUUAAAUGUUCCAUUGGUAGGAUGUAAUUAAAUUCUAGAUGUCAAGGAUUGUUAAAGCAGUUUGCAAAACAGUUUGUAGAUGCUGAACACUUUCCUUGAAUCAAGUCACAUUUUGAGAUUCACCAGAGACAAGGGAAAUGCUAAAUUUGCCUGCUUCCAGAUGACAGAUAAAUAAUUUCCGUGCCGUUUUCCAAGAGGUCAGCAGCAAUGUUAAGAAUAACGUGGCUCAUGAGUGGCAAAAACCUGCUUGCUAGUCUUAAAAUUUUUGUAUUUUGGUCCUUCAAAAUAGCAUCACAGAGCCAAAUGUGCCAAAUAAAUAGUUCUUGUUUUGGGAAAAAAAACCAAACUUCACCCUACUCGACACUUCAAUGUUUUAAAUAUAUAUUUAUGAGCUCUUUUAAAAUUUGAAAUCCAACCAGUCACUUGCCAACAGCUGAUCUCAGUGCCAAAUUAACUAAUUUCCAGGCUGCGGUUUGAUUUCCGUCAGUAGCGCUGAAAUUUGGCGCUGUAUCCAAAUUUCCAGAAAAUCCUGUAUCUUUAUGGGUUGUUUGUACCAUUUUCAGCUGAUUAUCUAUAGAUUUUGUUUGUAAGUUAUGUAUUAUUAAAAAUACAGGUCAUAUUUGGUAUUUUUUAAACAGCUCCCAAAGCAGCUUAGUGACGUUCUCAUAAUGUGAAGGUUAUUAAUUCAUGAGGAAAGUGAUAUUUCAAUCCAGCUGUGACUUUUAAGACUUUGUUUAAUUCCGCAUUUUACCACUAGGGGGCAGGAGACCGAGCUGAAACACAGCAGUGGUAUAUUUUCACCUUAGGAAGCUGUUAUUUCGCAUUAGCAGCUGCCUGGUUAUAUUUUCGACAGACGCGUUGUCGUAGUUUUUGGUUUUAAUCCAAAUAUUUAAUCUCCUUUUCAGUUUCAUGGAAGCGCUGAGACCAUAAAACCAAAACUACGGGCUAAAAGAGGCUAAAAAAAAAGCUCCUUAUCAUGCUGCAAAACUCUCUGUGGCUUCACUACGAGUGUCAGUUUUGUUGCUAAAAAUUUAUUGAUUAGUGUGGCUUUAAAAUGUCAUAUAUGUCCUUAGAGUUUGUAUAAAUGUGUUGAUUUUAUCCAAGCUGCUAAUCAAGUGUUUCAGUUUUUGAAAAGUUUCCCUGUUGUUGGUUCAGAGUUUAGUGAAACUAACCUUUGAUCAAGAUGACUAACACCUAAUUUGGGUUAAAUGUUGCAAAAUAUCUCCAGUAGUUUAAAUAAAUUUACUUUGCAAAGACUAAAUUUACAACUUGGAUCAACUUGAGACAAUCUCCAGAGGCAAUUUGUUGGCUUUUCUUCAUAAGUUGCUCAUUAUCUUUUCACACAUUCGUCUUCAGUUAUUUUUCAAUGUGUUUUUAUUUCAACACCUCCAUAAUUCAUCUUGAAUGUAGGUUUUUGGAUUCACUUUGAAAGUUUACACAGUUUGCAGUCGUGUUGUGCCUGUUCUAAUAACUCCUCUGUCUGAUCCUCUGUAAGGUUUGUGAGCUACUGAAUAUUUUAAUGCAUUAUCUAUUACAGAUUUCAAAGCAGAGACAAAAGAGGAACAGAAGUCUUGAUGUUUUUAGUUUUUUCCUUCUUUUAUUUUUUGUGUCCAAUGUAUCAAAACAAACGAAUCAAUCCGAGUUACCUCUAAGAGCUUUUAUUUUUGGAAAUCCUCUGUGUGUGAACUCUCUGAUGCCUGCGGUUCAUAUCGUUUGUUCAGUUUUUCCACUGUGUGUCUCGAUGCCUGUGUGUGUUUGUUGCACCGUUAGCAUGUUUGACACCUCGAGAAUGGAAUGAUCUGCGAUGCGUUUCAGUGUUUCUGAUGCCAGAGCUGCAAAUAAAUCUCUCUUGGUUUUA